AUGAUGGUGAAGCCGCCAUCGUCUAAGCAAGAGUGGGACGGAGGAGCCGCGUUCGCCGUCACUGAUUCGUUAUAUUUUGGUAACGAAAAGGAUAUGGACCUCCCCGCGCGAACACUUUCUCAAUCGUUGCCGUGUGUUGAAGCCGUGAUUCAAACUUCUGAGUUUCUGAAGGUCCUAGAAGGUCCAGUUUCAUUGUUCUCUCCUGGUAAGAGUUCUGAUUUCCACUCGCUGAUGUCUUUCCACGAAGCUGUUACAGUCGUUAACGGCGUACGCGACAAAAAAGGCAUUGCAUUAGUGGAAGAAUUUAUAUCAGAAACUAAAGAACAGUUUCAAAAUUUGUUUCCUGAUACACAAUUAAUGCCAGGUGCAAAGAAAUUAAUUGAACAUUUUAAUAAAAAGAAUGUCCCUAUAGGGUUAGCAACUAGUUCAAGUGAAGAAAGUUAUCAUUUAAAAGUGGAUAAGCAUCACUCGUCACUAUUCUCAUUAUUUCCCUACAAAACCUUUGGUUCUUCGGAUCCUGAAGUGAAAAGAGGAAAGCCACAUCCUGAUAUAUUUUUAGUUGCUGCAUGCAAAUUUCCAGACAACCCUAAACCUGAUCAGUGUUUAGUCUUUGAAGAUGCAAUUAAUGGGGUAAAGGCUGCUAGAUCUGCCGGUAUGCAGGUGGUUAUGGUUCCAGAUCAACAAAUGGACAGGAGUCUUACAACAGAGGCAACAUUAGUUCUGGAUAGUUUAGAAGACUUUCAGCCAGAACUCUUUGGAUUACCUCCCUUUGAG
Iphiclides podalirius (scarce swallowtail) is the source of this 774-nucleotide messenger RNA. Lineage: Eukaryota; Metazoa; Arthropoda; Insecta; Lepidoptera; Papilionidae. The record is from the annotation of a GenBank genome assembly.